Molecule: messenger RNA, 2833 nt
Organism: Anneissia japonica
Lineage: Eukaryota; Metazoa; Echinodermata; Crinoidea; Comatulida; Comatulidae
Product: vesicle-trafficking protein SEC22a-like
Exons: 5
Coding region: 52-1008 (318 amino acids)
Biological process (GO): endoplasmic reticulum to Golgi vesicle-mediated transport
Source: RefSeq, a predicted model, not a curated record
CAUUUUAAACUAUCUGGAACAACAAAGGAGAAACAAAGAAAGUUAGUAACUAUGGUGUUGUAUGCAAUUAUAUCACGUCUCAGUGAUGGGUUACCGCUGUCGGCAACCACAGAUCAUGAGCCAAACAGAAGUGUUUUGGAAAGCAAGAAGUUUGCCAAAAUGUUAUCAAAAAGAGCCUCUCAAUACCCGGACAGGUGUUCUCUCUUCACAGGAAGCCACUGGUUACACUUCAUAUCAGCCAUUGGCGUGUGCUUUACUACUAUGUGUGAGGAGAAUUAUCCGUCGGUACUAGCUUUCUGUUUUUUGAAGGAGUUACAAAAUGAAUUCAUCACAACCUACGAUGGAAAACGAGUUGCCAAUGCCCUUCGACCGUAUGCGCUAAUUGAGUUUGAUACUUUCAUACAAAAGACAAAAACAAGGUUUAACAACACACGAACAUUGUCUUCCAAGAUAAAUCUGACUGAAAUGACAAUGGAGGUCAAAUUAAGGCCCCCAUUCCAGUUGACCUUAGAUGACCUAGGGUUCAAUAAUCCCCAUAACAGCUAUGGAUAUUCAUCAGGUCAAGUGCAAAAUAGUACAGACACCUCAUAUAAACCAAACCAAGGUCAUGCCAAGCAACUUAUGAAGCUGGAGUGGACAGGCAUGCUCUGUAUACUCUUGAGUUUAUUUUGUAUGGUCAUCAAUUUUGCCAGGCUCAUCUCAUUGGUCAACUAUUUACCCACAAUGAUAGAUGAUGACCCAAAAAUAAUGACACCGUACAUAAUGGCAUUUGGUCUUGCUACUGUUGUCAAUAUCUACCAAAUUUCUCUGCUAAUCUGGUUUGUGAGAUGGAGAGGUUUAAAGAACAUCAUCUCUUUUAACAUCCUCCUUGUCUGCAACAUCUACCUGUUCAUGCAUCACAUGCGCGACCUCUGGAUGAUUGUCUUUCACAUCCUUGUCACGGUCUGUUGCACAUAUGAGAUCUACCAUCGAAGGUUGAAGGUUAAGCUUUCAGACUAUACAGUGUAAAACACAAAGAGGGCGCAAAUGGAUUGAGUAACCUGAUUACAUGAACUCAACCAAUCUGUGUAGGUUACUGAGGCCAGCAUUACCAGAGUACCAUAACAAGAUUGGCUGACAUUGACAGAAAACAUUCAAUGGUACCUGCAAUGUUCAGCUGACAAAACUUUGCAUGUAUUUGAGUGUAUUCGUGCUUAUUAAAAUUCAAAUGAUUGGAUGCAUUUUGGUACUUGGAACUCUACGGAAGCGCCUCAAAAAUUGUUACGAACGAUUUGUAUGUAUCCAGACUUACGAUAUUAUUUAUUGCAUGAUACAUUUUGCAUAUUUUUUUGCGGGUAUUUUUUGAUACACUACAUUAAAAUUUCUCUAGUUUUUUUUUUUAAUUACCAAAGAUUUAUAUUUCUCUGGCCAAAUUGUUACACACAUUUUUGGGAAAUAAUGUAGUGCAAGCAAUAUGAUAUUUGGUUUCCACUGCCUAUAAUUUAAUAAUUGGACAUUUAGUUUUAUUUUCACAUACACUGUCAAAAAAAAGGUAGGUUCAAUUUGAUGAAAAAUUCUACCUACCAGGUGUGCUAUGUUUUUGGGAAUAUAUAUACUGUACUGUAUUUAAUUAACACUGCAUUUGUUGGUGAUGACCAAUACAUUAAUAUUUUCUUUUCAUAUUUACUAAUAUUUAUACUUUGACCAAAAUACUUAUUUUUAAUACUAUUAUUUUUAUGUAUUUUAUUUUGUAUGUAGGCUUAUUUCUCUUUUUUAUGAUUGAUAAAAUAGUAACACAAGGCAUAAUAAUAUUUAAUAAUUACUGAGAAUAUAUUUAUUCAAUUUAUAUCAUACUAACGGUGACUUAACUGAAAACAUUUUAAAAAUCUUACAGCCAUUUUUUUUUUGUGCCAGUACUUAUGGCAGAAUACUACUGAUGUUGAAAAUAUAUUUAUGUCACUAUCCUGAUUCAGGCACAAGACUUAAAAAUGUUUUAUAGUAAUGUCAUAGUGAGGGAUGCUGCAAUAUACAGCCAAAAUUUCCGUAGCACCUAAUAAUUUGUCUUUAAUGCUAUGGGUUGCUUAAAUAAUAACAGCUGUAGAAUUUCAAACAAACAGGACAGGAUGAAGAUUUACUGUGCAACUUUUUUUUAGUUUCCACAAUGUCGGUAAUCUGACAAAUAUAAUUGUCUAGGAACAAUGCAACCACAGAUCCUGAUGGAAGUCAUUUGUUCCGGAUAUUAGACCUAUUUAUUUAUGGGUCCAGACAUAUGAUAUAUUUCUAUGUUUUUGUCUAUUUCUGUACGUCCGUAAUUAGGCAAACUGUAGACACUACGGAGGUUCAGUAGCACUUGUGAAUUCCGCUUAUAUUACCAUCAACUUCUUUAAUACCAGGCUAAUUUUGUAUACUUAAAACAUGCAUUUUCAUAGUACAUUACAGCAACUAAUAUUCACUAGGUAGUGGGGUAUCAAAUUUAACUACACUAAUAUUUUAUUUGCUUAUUUCAUAAUCGUUUCUACAUCAUAGAAGCAAUUUUUUUUUUUUAAGUUAUAAUUGGGUAACAAAUUGCAUGUGCUAUAUUGUAGUUUUAAGUUAUAUUUUCAUAAUAAAACAAUUAAAUUGAAAAAAAGCUCAUCUUACAUCUGUUAUCCUGUUUCCUUCUGGCUUCCAAUAUAAAUGGUGCAUUGUUGCUACUGUAUAUUUGUAAAAAGGUGUGUUAUGUACCAGGAAGUUGUCACCCCAGGCAUAGAGCAACUGCCCUAGUUUUAUAAUAGGGAUUAUCAUCAUCAGGCAUUUAAGUUUAGUCUCUCCGUCUCACCACUUAAUUGUAUUUGGUAGGAUCCAAGCCAAAUCA